Molecule: messenger RNA, 1227 nt
Organism: Nicotiana tabacum (common tobacco)
Lineage: Eukaryota; Viridiplantae; Streptophyta; Magnoliopsida; Solanales; Solanaceae
Source: RefSeq, a predicted model, not a curated record
UCUCUAUUUGAACAACUGCUUGUGGUGAAAAAAAUACAGAGUAGAGAAGAAAAAUGAUACUAAAUUAUGCUUCUUCUGCGUUUAUCCAAUGGAACAAAACUCCAAAGAAAAUGAUAUAUUUCUCUGCUUCUACUGCUAAUUUAAAUAUGGAGAAGCUUAGAGAACAAUUAGACCAUCUUCACAAGGAAGCACAAACCACAAGAAACAAAGCGAAUAAUGCAAGAUCGAGGCUACUUCGGUUGUCUGAAGCAGCAGAGAAAUUUCGGCGACAAGCAGCCGUUAGUAUUCAAACUGGAAAGGAGAAUGACGCCAGGGAGCUACUUUUUCAAAAGAAGAAGAUUAUGCAAGCGAUGGAGAAGUCAAAGAGUCGCAUUGAAUUGCUUGAUGAACUUGCAGCGAAGCUUAAUGAGGCAAUAUCUAUGAGGGAGAAGCAGUUAAUCGGAAAUGUUGCUUUUGACCUUGAUAUUGCUAUAGAUGAUGCUCCAAGUCCUGUUCGAAUAGUAUCUCCAAAGGAUGAAAAUACAGAUGAAAAUGAAAACUUUGACCAGGAAACUUUAACAUUAGAUGAUAGCCAAGAAUUGCAAGCUCCAAAUGAUGGUAAUGCAAACAUUACAACUGAUUAUGAAUUGAAAAAUCUUGAGGCAUCAACAAGUGGGAACAUGUCCAAGGAAGCUGACAAGAUCGAUAGUUUAAAGGGGGUAUCUUCGUAUGAGGAGUUUUUGGAACAUAUAGACCAACAACUAAGAGAUAUUGAAGUAGAACUUGUCACCUUUUUUAGAUUUUCAUCCUUAAUACUCGAAAGCAAAGAGAAACUAGAAAACUCAAAGGUACAGCAAGCACUGGACGUUCUCGAGGGUGUUCAUCAGCUUAGAGGGAGAAUUGCAAGCAUAGUGCAGAAAAAAGCAGAUUUACAUUGAAGCUUUCAUUCGCUAUACGCAAUUCCUGCAGUGACCGAUGCUAAGGCAAAAGUUUAUUUCUUUGUGUUUCCUGUUGGUGGUGCGACUUCGGUAAGAUCCUAAGCGCUCUCUCAGAAGAUCAAGCUGCUGUAAGAUAAUAAGAUAUAUGCUUCGUGAACAACAGGAGAAAACUACAGCCUUCUUUCACUGGUAGAUAUGAAAUUCAUCGUGUUCUUGUGUACUAAUAUAUUUCUGCAUUUUACCAACUCCGUCAAUCUCUUUCUCAAUUGUACACUCAAGCAAUCAUAUCUCAAGUAUCAAUUUUGCGUUA